UCGGCCGAUCUGGCUCCCAGGCGCACCCAAUCGGAGCAGGCUACGCCCAGGGCAGCCGAUCAUCGGCUUGGCAAUAUCGAAGAAGAAGGAUACUUUACUCAACUUUCAACAGGAGAACGAACAGGGCCCACAUCGGCUCUCGAUAUCUGCUCGCCAGGACAAUCAUUACCGAAGCACUUCCUGAUUCCAUCUCAUCGGAAAGAUCUCAGCGACGAAGAUCGUGAUUUUCUGCAGCGCAAAGGCGUUUUCACACUCCCCGGGAAAAAUGCAUGUGAUAGCAUGGUCGAGGCCUAUCUACUUCAUGUGCACCCAAUCCUACCAGUGGUCGAAGCCGAUCUACUAUUACAGCAUCACCAAUCGGGGCAGCUUCACAGUUACAACACCUUACUACUAUGGAGUCUGUUCUUUGUUGCAGUAAAUUUCAUUCCAGUGGACAUAUGCGAGGAAGAGGGAUUUCCUUCGAGGAGAGAGAUGAGAUUCGAUAUGUAUUCACGAGCAAAAGUAAGGAAUGGCCCACCCACCAGCCCCCUCCGAGUCCCUUCACUUUCUUCCAGUACUGAACAUUUCGAGCUGAGCUGCCAGCUGGGCAAAAUCAUGACUGUGAACUAUCAAGCAGCGAGGUCAAAGCCAUCUCUUCGUGAGCUUGAAAUGAUUGAGAGUCAACUGCUACAGAGCAGAUUGCCAGAUCAGUAUGAAGUUGGACUCAUGCCGAGCACCCGGUUUUAUUCAAACCACGUUCAUUUGCAUUAUCAAGCGAUGCUGGUCACAUUUUAUCGACCCUGGGGAACAGAUGCUCCGAACGAACUUCAUGACAGCGCUAAGAAAGACUGGCAACAUCGAAUGAGACUCAGAGCCGAUGCUGCUGCCUCCAGAACAAACGAGAUUCUAGAUGCGCUAGUUCAAGAUGAUCUUCUGGGGUUUGCAGGGCCUAUGACACCGCCACUUUUAGUUCCCGCGAUGCAGGCGCAUCUCCUUCAUUGCAAGACCGGCGAUCCUCUCUCGAAGCGAGUCAGGCUGAACAAGCUCGAAAUGUGCAUGUUGGUCAUGGAAGAGCUUCAAAAAACGUACACCGCAGCCUCGAUCUACCGGGCCGUCUUCACCAAGGCCCUCCAAAUGAUUUUCCCAGGGUACUCGGCCCCUGUGGCACCUUUUAGCUCCACAGCCAAUGCUGCAGCUGCAGCUCCUACUACUGCAAAUGUGAAUGUUCCUGUCAAUUCUCCUAUGGGGGCCGAUGUCCCUGACUAUACCCAGGGUCAGAUCAACGAGGGCGACUUUGUUGUGGCUGAUGGGAAUCUGAUGGAUGCAUUAAUGGAUGAGGCAUCGAUUUUCAAUUUUUGGGAGACCUGGAAUCAGAUAUAA
Molecule: messenger RNA, 1359 nt
Organism: Penicillium cosmopolitanum
Lineage: Eukaryota; Fungi; Ascomycota; Eurotiomycetes; Eurotiales; Aspergillaceae
Product: fungal specific transcription factor domain-containing protein
Exons: 6
Source: RefSeq, a predicted model, not a curated record